AUGCUUGAUGACAAUGAAAAAAAACCCAAUUAUGUUGAAGCUGAAAAUAAUGAAUCUGAUAAAUCCUCAUCUCUGCCAGAUAAUUUACAACAGUAUAUGGAAAUUAAUGAGAACACAGAAACAAAAUUCGUCUUAAGAAAAGUAAAAAAUGGCGCAGUAUUAGUUUCUGCUCAUGAGAAUGCAGAAUCCGUAUCAGAUAAAAGCGAUGCUGAAUUAAACCUGAGCGAUGAUUCCAUAGCCGAUCCUAACUUUUCUUUUGCCAAGUCAACCUCAAGUGAUUGGUCAUCAUCAGAUUCUGAACAAAAUAGGUCACUCAUUAUAUCUGCUGAAAGUUCGCCUCCUAAACGUGGUAAAAAGAGAGCAAUUAGAAUCCCAGAAAGAAAAAAAGAGACAGCAAAGCGACUCAGAAAUAUGGGAAUGGAAUACCAAUCCGUUUCCAAGUCGUCGAAAAUAUUCAAAGCCAGGGAAAUUCUAGAACCAUAUACAGACAAAUGCAAACUUUCAUGCUCAACCAAGAUUUCAGAAGAUCAAAGGAAAAAUAUUUUCAACAAGUACUGGCCACUUGGCAACUUAGAACUGCAACGGUCUUUUAUUGCUGGGAACACACGCACAGAAAAUCACAGGAAAUUGAACAACGCGUUCUACUUGAAGAUAGAGUCGAAGAAGGUGAGAGUUUACGAACUAUUUUUUAAAAAUACGUUGGGAAUCAAUGACAGACCCAUAACAACAGUUCUGCAAAAAAAGAAAAAUGGAUUUCUUGAAUCAGAGAAGAGAGGAAAACACACUAAUCAUUUCACAGUAGAACCUGUCAUAAAAAAAUCAGUAAGGAACCACAUCAACUCCAUACCGCGUAUGGAAAGCCAUUACCUUCUUGAUAAUACUUCCAGAGAGUACAUAGAUGGUGGUAAAAGUUUAGCUGACUUACAUAGAGAUGAUGUAAAAGAACAGGCCGAAAAAGUAACCAGCUGCAAAUCUUAUGAUGUACUUACGUAUUUUUAA
This is a messenger RNA of Psylliodes chrysocephalus, 999 nucleotides long. The record is from the annotation of a GenBank genome assembly. NCBI's taxonomy places the organism in Eukaryota, Metazoa, Arthropoda, Insecta, Coleoptera, Chrysomelidae.